Argiope bruennichi is the source of this 1916-nucleotide messenger RNA. RefSeq names its product serine/arginine repetitive matrix protein 2-like. NCBI's taxonomy places the organism in Eukaryota, Metazoa, Arthropoda, Arachnida, Araneae, Araneidae. The record is from RefSeq and is a predicted model, not a curated record. The transcript has 2 exons. Bases 62 to 1729 code for a protein of 555 amino acids.
GGGUUUAAUCUUCUUUGUUUGUUUGGUUUUUUAUUUUAGUUCUCCUCUUCUUGCUAUCAGAAUGCCGAAUCGGAAUAGAAGAAAUAAAAGAAAGAAAAACAAGAACAAAAGGAGGGCAAGGGGCGUGGAAUCUUCCACUCCGUCGUCUUCUACACCUUCGUCGGAACACCUUGACGAUACGCGGCAGUUGCUCCAAGGUGGUGCAUGUGGUUCAAGCAGGAGCGGCGAAUCAACAAGUACCGAGUGUCAUAAAGGAGACGAAAAUAAGCCUGAAUCGGAGAGACGAUCGCCUUGUCGAAACCUAGAUGCCACUUCCUCAAGAAAUCGGUCUGACAACUCGCCUUGUCUAGAGCAUCUUGAUGUUCCAGAGCAAGCAAGUGGCGGUCCAAUCAGCCCUUCAAAAAGGUCCUCUUUAGACAAAUUUAUGGGAUUUUUUUCGCAUAAAAAAUCGCCAAAUCGCUCUCGCACUCCAGAACGUAGUGGCAAGGACAACAGUAACCGCGAGUCGGGAUGCCCAGAGAUUAUGGAAUUCAAAGCAGAAGCAAAAGACCAAUCUCGGAAAGGUAAGGCAUCGGUAAAACCAAACGAGUCGGAGCUAUUUUCAAGACAUGCCUCCCCCGUCCCUUUAAUGAAAGAAGACGGUUCGCAGUCUUUUAGUUCAUCAAAUCCUGGUGUUAAGGAACGCUCCGGAAACGUUCCUGAAUGUGAACAGCACCAUCUUGCUGUUCCAGGUCAAGAAAGGGAAGUUGGUCCAAAGAGCCCUACAAAAAUGUCCCUUUUUCAACAGUUGAAAACGAAGUUAUCUCCGAAGAAAAAGUCUCCUCAUCUAUGCAAUUGUACGGAUAAAAACAAUCACGAGUCUGAUUGUACGGAACGGAACAAAGAUAAAUCUCCUAAAACAAGUCCAAACAAAUCCGAGUCUCCUGGCAAUGUUUCACAGCAACGACAAUAUAGUGAAGAUAGCAAUACAACGUCGGGAAGUUCCCGGCCUUCUUACACAAAGGCGUCCGGUGCUUCAGUUCCCAGUUCUAAAUAUAGCCCUGCUCCAAAUAGAAGUAUUCUUACUUCGGGAUACGCGUCGGGUGAUACGAGUCCGAACAGAUCUGAUAGCCAAGCGUCACCUAGCAAUCCCACAGACUACGACCCAGGGGAAGGAACUUCCAAGGGUUCAGCAGUGGACAGGCAUAGCAGUGGAGGAUUUAGCACCUUUCGGAGACUUCUCCGUAGAAGUCUUGGAUCUUAUAAAGUAGAGUACCAUCGGGAAGAUUUGGUGUCUUUAAUUCAAAACAUGGAUUAUGAUUCCGAAGAAGAUGAAGGUAUGAAUCAACAGCGUGUCAUUCGAAGGUGUAGAUCAAAAUCUUUUUUGUCUGAGUAUUCAAUUAGAUUGACACGCCGUCGUAGUCCAAGUCCUCGUCCUCGUCGAACUGAAGAUCCUCUAGAUCGCGUAAAGAACGAAUUGCAUGCUAUCCGGACAGAAUUGCACAAUAGAAUCGGGCCCUACGCAACUGAAAGUAGGGAGGAACGGGAAGCUAAGGACAGAGAGAUCUUAAAUGAGAGAGCGCGAACCAGCACCACCCCCACUGCCAGACGGUACAAGUCUGCAUCCCCCCAUCCACUAGAAAGAUGCCAGUGCGAACAUAGUUAUUUACACGAUAUUGGUUGCUCAAGACAAGUAUUGGCAAGACAGAGGAGGAAACUGAAAAGAUGUAGACAAGAUGUGCCUCGUUAAGUUUUUUACAGGUACCUAGAUUUUUGUGAAAGUUGAUGACAUUUCACAAACUCGAAGUAUACAAUUGUAUACGUAUCUGGAUUUUAAUGACAGCCAUGCUCCUCUUGCAUGCCAUGGCUCCAUGUUUUAUCUGCAUAAAGUGAAACUUUUUUAACCUAUGCCUGUCAAAUAAACCAUUACAUUUUUA